UCGCCCUUCCAGCGGGCAUGUCUAGUGAAACGUCUGCAAAGAAAGUCCGGUCCGCUUGCCGUCGAUGCCGCCUCAGACGGGUCAAGUGCGAUGGACAGGUCCCAGCAUGCGGUAACUGCGCGAAAGCGGGAGUUCCUUGCAUGGACGUCGAUGGCCGCAAUGCGGAGCAGCUAAUACCCAGGACCUUUCUCGUAAAUGGACCAGCGCGUAUUCGAUGGCUCGAAAACGUGAUACGGACGAACAUUCCCGACUUCGAUCUUGCCGCUGGACCACAGGUUGACCUAUCCUCCUUGGAAUCGCCUCCUGGGCUGCCUACGGCGCAGAACGAAGCUUCGCCGUCUUUUCCAUUCUCGGUCGAAGGGGACGACGACCAUCCACCUCAACAGCAAUUUGUUUCGUCUCCACAAAACCCUCAAGUACCGAAAAGACCGCACACUACCAUGGCAUCCUCAGGAUCUGAGCGACCUCUGGCUGAAGAAGCUCGAUCAGUGGUUACAGAUUUGGGGAUGCUAACACUAAAUUCAGACUCACGGCAGCGACACUACUUAGGCUCUUCCUCAGGCCUUCUUUUUACCAGAAUCAUAGGAGCUGGCCCCGAAGAUUUUUCAAGCCCUCAACAGGGAGACGGGCGGAGCGUCCCAAGAGAUAAUCAUACAAUAGAGCCAACUCGCUCCGAAAGAAGCCGGGCCUUUGCUCAGCACAGACAAGCCAAAAGGCUUCAUCAACAACUAUACACGCAGUUGCAAAAUGACCUUCCCACGAAAGAAGAGACUUACUCGUUGCUUGAAACAUAUUUCCGUGAAGUCCACCCAGAUCACCCUUGUCUUCAUGCGCCAUCCUUCCUGGACGCAGUACAAGCACUUUACGACUCUGCUGAUCUUGGACCGGAUACAUCAGUGGGCCAUAAUGGCUGGCCAGAAAGCAUCAAACCAUUUCCCUACAACGGUAAUUUUGAGAAGCUUGCCGGCGCAGAAGUAACACCCAUCUCAAUUUACGCGGCCGCAUUCCAGGUCUUCAUGGUACUAAACCUUGCAGCUACCGUGCGGACACGAGGAAAGAAUUUUGAAGUUUCGCCCACAAGAUUCUAUCGCGCUGCUAUGUCUUAUGCAGCUGAGUGCUUUUCGUCUAUUACACUUCCGUCCCUACAGGGCCUGAUACUUCUAGCCGUUCGCAGCCUGAUGAUCCCGGCCGAAAUUAAUAUUUGGACGCUUGUUCAUAUUUGCAUAGCGCAUAGUAUCGACUUGGGGAUUCACAGAGAACAUGAAGAUCUAAGAAACGAGUCAAGGAAUAUUCGCAGGUUUAUAUUUUAUACCGCGUACUCAUUAGAAAGAAGAUCUAUUGCCACAAUACAGGGCCGGCCGCUUGGUAUUCGAGAUGAAGCAUUCGAUGUCCAACUACCUUCAAUGACUGGCCAAACCUCCAACCAGGUUUGGGAGUCAGAUCUGUUUGGGAUCAAAGAAGUUGCGGCUCAACUGGACUCAUACUCAAUCCACAAUUUUAAACUUCACCGGAUCCUCUCCAACAUCAAGCUUUUGCUUUACCAUCUACCUACAGGAACCAAUACGUUUCUAUGGCCAAAUGACACUUUUAAAUGCCAGCACGACCUUCAAAAAGAACUGAAUGACUGGUUUCAGCAAAUACCUGGAACAAUUUCGCAGUUAAGAAUGUCAGGAGACUUGGAACCUGCUGAAAUUGAACUGUUCAGGCUAAAGCUAAAGCUUCGUUAUCAUGCUGCAAUGAUCCUGCUAUACCAACCGUCUCAAGCGAUCAGAAAUCCCAACAUGCGCUCCUUGAAAACCUGCUUCGACCACGCCAUUGAGCGGAUACGCGGUUAUGAUGCGUUGCACGCUCGGGACAGCCUUUAUCUCAGCUGGAGGACAGUGCAGAGCAUAUUCGCGUCUGGGACAGUAAUGGUCUACUGCUUUUGGGCGUCGAAUGUUAUGCAGCAAUCUGUCAGUUUUAUAAGCCUCCCGAAAGAAUUGCGCACAUGUUCAAACCUCCUGAGCGCCAGUGGAGAGUGGUGGCCGUCAGUCAAACGCGGAAAAGAAAGUUUCGAGCGAAUCGUCGACUUGACAAUGCAGCGCUGGGGACAACUGCAAGUGGGCACAGGGUCUGAAUCGGCAAGAUCUUCAAUUACCACCAGCAUACCUGCAUGUGCCCCAAGUGACGUGGAAGAAAGAAGAAUGAGAGAAAGCCUAAUGGAACCGGUGCCACACACGGCUCAAAACCGUUCAGGAGAAAGCUUCCAAAAUAACGCUAGUUUUGAUUUGGAUGCUCACCAGCCUUUUGGCACUUCGUUUGGUAAACCAACCGCAUCGGAACCUGGGAAUGGAAUAACUACCGAGGAACGUGUGGACCCGGAGAUUGAAGCAUUCUUCAACAACUCACUACUUGGAGACUCGAUGUGGGACUUUCUAGAUGUAACCACCGAAAACCACAUUGGAAUGGGUGGUUUGUAG
Messenger RNA from Aplosporella prunicola CBS 121167, 2459 nucleotides. RefSeq lists its product as uncharacterized. NCBI's taxonomy places the organism in Eukaryota, Fungi, Ascomycota, Dothideomycetes, Botryosphaeriales, Aplosporellaceae. The record is from RefSeq and is a predicted model, not a curated record. Gene Ontology annotation, molecular function: DNA-binding transcription factor activity, RNA polymerase II-specific; zinc ion binding; sequence-specific DNA binding. Bases 18 to 2459 code for a protein of 813 amino acids. Gene Ontology annotation, biological process: positive regulation of transcription by RNA polymerase II; DNA-templated transcription. The transcript has 5 exons.